Cylicocyclus nassatus is the source of this 585-nucleotide messenger RNA. Lineage: Eukaryota; Metazoa; Nematoda; Chromadorea; Rhabditida; Strongylidae. The record is from the annotation of a GenBank genome assembly.
AUGCAGCAGAUUCCUAAAGAGGAUUGUAUGUAUGUACACGGACAAUAUGUCAAGGAAUUAAGUGGGGAUCCUAAGCACGACACGCUUCAUGUUCCUAUGAAGAUCGCCGAACAACUUGGAGGGCUUAAUUACAACCUGCCUAAGCGCAUUGAGUCGUCGUCAAGUGAUAACUACGAGUCGUUGUGUACGCGCUACAACGCGCUUAGAAAUGAUCUCGACCAUUUCUGGAAUAUCUGGCAGAAAGACUACCUUGCCGCGCUUGCAGACAGAGAAGCAACGCGCUCACGAAAUGGUCGAGGAACAAUAGUACCACCACGCGUUGGAGAUAUACUUAUCAUACGAGAGCAGGAUGUUCCGAGAUCUACAUGGUUUUUGGGCCUCAUUUUACAGCUGCACACAUCCUCGGAUGGACAAGUAAGACUAGCGAGAAUAAGGACCGGCAAACGACACAUACUCGAUCGUACUAUCAAUCAUCUAGUACCACACGAGAUCAGUGCUAAGCACGUAGAGGACAUUCAGACGAGCAAACAGCAACGACAAGCGACGCGCAAGCGACAAUCUAGGAAAGUGAAGGCGGAGCAUUGA